GAUCAGAGCGCGCAUGCGCAGACGGCACACAAACUAGAAAGGCUAAACAUUCCCCCCUCUAGAGCACAGUUUGUCCAACCUAUAUCACCCACACCGAAUCCAACAUUAAUAAUAAUUAUCUACAAACAGAGAGCAGCUUAUCUUUAAAAAAAAACUCCCCUUUCGUAUCUGCCAUUGUAGCCGGUUGCUAGCGUUCUCCGUGCAACGACAGCGGGCCGAUGUUUACCUCCCAGACCUCGUCCUUCCAGGAUUCAAUCGACGUGGAGGAGAGAGAUGACUUCGACUGCGAAGACAUUGGCGCAUACGGCCAGAAAACUCAGCUCAACUGCUACUACACCAUCUACCUUUAUCAAGGCACAAGAUCUGAGGCCUCUGGGGAAAGUGUGGCAUGGAACCAGAGAAGAGCAGACUCCACAACCAGUCAGGAAGACUUUAGCCUGACGCUGAUUGACAGCAGCCUGCCACCGGAGGCCGAGCCUGAGCUGAGGACCUACAUCUCAAGGAGGCUGAGCAAAGGCGCCCUGCUCGGGGGCAUGGGCAACAUCGCCACUGUGGAACUCAGUAUCCCAGAGGAGGCGGUCGGCUGCUACUGUUGUCUCCUAGAGCAGGAAAGGUCUCCUGAACAGCCCGAUGCUGAUGGCAAUGGAUAUGUGAUCUGCUUCAUGGGUGGCUCUGAAAAAGGACUGAACUUAUUUAGAUUAGAGCUUGAUAAAUAUGUCCAAGGCCUGCAUAGCAGCCUGCAAACCCCAGAGCUGCAAAACCUUGAGACGGAGGUGCGUCCCUAUCUGAGCCGCUGGUACGAGGAGUCUGUGAUGCACAUUCACAGAGUGGUACAGCUGGUCCAGAGCAACAUCAGCUUCUUGCUGCACGCUGCUCUGAGUCACACACAAGUGGAGGUCGUCAAUUCGGACGGGAGGACAAAGGCUGAUGUGUCCAGGUUCAUUAAAGCAGCAAGUUUGCAGGGUCUGUCCCAGCAAGACACCACAGCAGCUUCGCUGUGUAAGGCCAUCUCAGAGGACACACAGUCUGACCUGGUCAUAGACUGCUCCGCCAGCCCACCCACACUCUUAAACACUGUCAGUAAUCGUUUCUGCGACGAAUGGAUUCAGGCAUUUCUAAACGCAGCAGAGCGUUGCAAUCCCUUCUUGCUCAGACAGAUUCUGGAGAACUUCAAGCUUAAGGCCAUCCAGGAUAUGAACAGCCUGAAGCGAUUUGUGCGGCAGGCGGAAAUGAGUCACUACGCCCUGUUCCGCUGCUGCCAGUUCCUGCAGGGCUGCGGAAACGGGGACGUGUUGCUGCAGAAUGCCCGGGCGGAGCACAGCGACCUGCCUGAAGCCUGCAGCAUCAUCACCGUCCUGGAAGAGUUUCUCAGGGAACAGUCCCAAGCCCAGGGCUGAUUCCAAUUAUGACGCUCAACUCCGAGUCACUUUACUUCAACUAACUUUCCAGUUGGCGGUAAGACGGACUUGCUCCACCAGCCACAAAGCAGAUAGUUAAGUGUCAUUCUGAACUCAUCACUACAUCCCAUGUUCAACAUCCGAUUGCCAGAUAAAAUGUGGCUGAGGGGAAACUUUUAAUUUGCCAGCUCUUAAGACUCGGAUUCAAAAUUUGGAUAUCAGUAAUAAAGCAUCAGUUUCCUCCUCUGGCACUGCUGCUGCUUUUCAAAUAGAACAGUGGUGAUGAGAUGUGAAAUAUGUACUGUAAAAGACUGACAACAUACACUCAGCUUUACUCAACUUAUGCGUCUUCUUUUUGUUCUCAAUCAUAGUUUAUUGACUGCGUAGCAUCAAUGCAUCGAUCUAAACAGUUAAGGUUAGUUGUUAAUUGAACUGUAAAGCAAAGACGUCAGUGAAGGUGAACACAAAUAAAAAAAAUAACACCUUAAAGUUUAGAUCAACUUGCUGAGUGGCGCUUCCACAGCCUUUUUUCUUUUUAGACUUUUUGUGUCGCAUGAGUGUGUAUAACUACUAUGAACCAAAAAUGAUUACUAGUGUUUUGCUAACUGACAAAGAUGACAUCGCAGAAUUGAUCCAAUCUAAAGCCUCUGCCCAUUGGAGCAGAUUAAUUCUCUGCUAAUUUGAUGUCCAAAUUUUUAUUUUUUAUUUUCUUAUAGUAGAUUUCUUUUGUGAAGAAACAUAUUAAGGAUGCACAAAUCACUUUUAUGCAUUGCUUGUACCAUAGGCCUUUUUUUUUUUUGGUUGUUUUUCCUUUCAUCUCAAUAUUUGCACUACUAUAUUAUUUUUGUCUGAUUACUGCAACUUUAUGUAUGUACUGUAAUGUGAUAUGGGGCGUCUGUUUAAUUCUUCUCCGCAAUUGCAGUGUUGUAGAGGGAGUGUAGUUUUUGGAUGUGACGCGUAUAUUAGAAGAAAAUAUUUUCUGUGUAUAAACAUCUUCACAGCAUUCACCAGCUCAAGAGUUUAUGGUUAAAACAAAACAAAAAACAGCCACUAUUUGACCAGUCACUCACUACAUUUACUUUACAUUUGUGUAGAUUCAGAGGUUCUGCAAUAUUCAUACCCACAGAAUUUUUUUUUUAAAGAGAAGUAAAAUUCAAAUAAAUUUAAGACGAUGAAUAAAUGUUCUCAUAAAAAGGAUAAUAGCAUGCCUAAACUUUAUUGUCGUCAGAUUGUGUAUCUUGACGUGUAUUUAUAUUCCAUUAAACCCAUAAAGGGUUCAACUACAGCCAUUCCCAUUAAAACAAGUCCAAAAUGUGGAGUACAGCAAUAUCAGUGUUGGUGGUGGAUACUUUUAAACUGUGAACCAGGUGACAGUCAUUUUACUGUUGUGAACGAUGCUGUUGCUGACCCACAGUGCAUAUGUGUAGACAUUUCUGUACAGUGUGUUCUCUGUAGCUAUAAAUGGCCGUGAAGUUCUCUGCUUCUAGAGACGGAGAUGAAAUAAAAACUACAGUGGAACCUC
This is a messenger RNA of Scophthalmus maximus (turbot), 2919 nucleotides long. RefSeq names its product chromosome 17 C17orf75 homolog (gene c17h17orf75). The record is from RefSeq and is a predicted model, not a curated record. Gene Ontology annotation, cellular component: trans-Golgi network. Bases 219 to 1397 code for a protein of 392 amino acids. NCBI's taxonomy places the organism in Eukaryota, Metazoa, Chordata, Actinopteri, Pleuronectiformes, Scophthalmidae. The transcript is spliced from 10 exons.